UACUAGUGUUCUCAAGCAGUAUUGCAUCACAAUCUGUCCUUACCCUUGCUUGCCAGUGGCUCCAUGGCUUAUUCGAUCAUCCAACAUGUUGAAUAUCAUUUAGCCUCGGCGAAUGAAACGACACUGCUAGACCUAUAAGUGCUUGUGCUCCGCCGAGUUUCCCCUCAAUCAAUAACCCGGAGUGUUUCCCUCAUAAUAUUCCAUCAUUUAAGCUGUGUCAUUGCUGCUGAAUGUGUCAAAAGCCCUUAGUCUGAUAGAAACAGGACCGUUUCAUCCUUCUUUUUGCGUGUCAUCGUCAAGGCGCACCAUACCAGUGAUCCGACGGUCUGGAGAGGGAGAUCCCACAGUCUGUUGCUAUAAUAAGACUCGAUCAAUGAUCAGAUCAUUUUGUAGGUGGUUUCAGAGAAAAAAGAGGAGGGGGAGCAAGAAGAGGAACACUACCGUGGAAGUUGGGAAGUUUGACCCCCUCGUCUGACCCCGUGAUUUUAUUGUGGUCGUUUGAUGUUGAUGACAGAAAUGGACGGGCAUCGUACUAGAAGGGAUUCCUAAGAGAUCCUUUAUGCCACUCAUCAAGAAGUAAGAAUCUUCUCCACCGUUCCAAACCGGAGGUCCAGGAAUGCUCAUACCACCCAGAGGCUGCUGCUACUGCCACCAUGGCCCGAAGAAAAGAACAGAGGAAACGGGUGAAGGAAAGCGGGAACCCAUCUGUGUUGGCCAAGCUCCUUCUGUUGCUUUGUGUUGUGAGCACUAUGGCCUUGGUGUUGCAACUCAACCUUGCAACACAGCAAAACGCUUUGCUCAGGAACAUAAAGGGGGCUGAAGAACCACGACUAUGGAUCGCCACACCGGCUGCAAAGUUCUGCCGUCCUCGACGCCAUCUUGUCUUCCUCAAGACCCACAAAUGCGGGUCGUCCACUGUGCAGAACGUGUUCUUGCGGUAUGCCUUCAACCACAACCUGUCGGUGGCCUUACCGUACUCAGGUGUUAAUCUGGAUGGUAACGGCGAGACGCUGAGUUCGAAGGUGAAAGAGCUCAAGGACUCGCCCUUUGCUCCUCCCAUCGGCAAGUACCACUUCCUCAUCCAUCACACGAGGCUCAACGUCAAGGCUGUUCAACAGCUGACCUACGACGAUUCAGUGUGGGUCACUAUUCUUCGAGAACCUUCCGCAGUCUUCGAGUCAAUGUUCCAUUACUUCCAUAUGCACAAAUUCUACGGUUCAACGUUCGACCACUUAGUCUGGCAACUGGAAGGCCACUCCGGAGUGAAGUCCAGGUUGAAACAUUCCAGCACAAGGUACUUAGGACGUCUUGGAAAGAAUCAAAUGACUUGGGAUCUGGGACUUGAUGAUUCUGACUUGAGACAAGACUCUGUUCUCAGGGAAGCCUUCAGAAUUCUAGAUGAAAAUUUCCACUUAGUUAUGCUGGCCGAGAGGAUGGACGAGAGCCUCGUCCUCCUGAGGCACCUCAUGUGUUGGAGUGAGGAUGACGUGGUGGUCCUUGCCCAAAAUGUCAGAAAAGACAGAUACCGCAGCUAUAUGGCUGAACACACCGUCACUACGCUGGAACAUUUCAACGCAGUGGAUGUUAAACUUUACUCCUACUUUAAAGAAAGGUUUGACAAGCAAGUGCAGGGAUUUGGAGUCAAACGCAUGGAAGAGGAAGUAGCCCGUUUGAGGGAAAGCAGAGAUAAGGUAUGGAAACUCUGUGGCGUAAGAGAUAGUCUGAACAAGAAGAAACCGAUGAUUGCCAAGGGAGGCAAAGAUGAAAACGACGAGAAGCAUCAUUUGGUGAUUCAGUACCAAGUCCAUAACAAUGGGACAUACAAGCACAGAAGAGCGUGCAAGGACCUCAUUCGCCCUGGUGUCGAGUUCACGCAAAUCCUUCGGUGGAAGCAGUACGCUCGCUAUCACUACAUGGUCAGCAACUCUUACAAUUUGUCGUGGACGCCGAACUCCUCCAAGAGGAAGCCCAAAAAGAAGGGCCGAAAACCGCCCAGACCCUCGGGUGCUCGUAAGUCUUCGGCGCAAAACGGCGCUGAUAAGGAGACUCCGAACCAAGAUCAAAAUAGCUCCAGUAAGGAGAAGAACCACCAGGAGAGUGACAGAUCGAACAAAGAGAAGCAGAGCCAGGAACAGAUUGCCGUUAAUCAAGAAAGAUAGGAUUGAACACUGCAUGGAAUUCCCACGGCAGAUCUCGAAGCUGAUUAUCAUGCAUUCGCCACUAAAGCUCAAAAUCAUGGUGUUGAUAAUCUUAAUUGGCUGACCGAAUAGCAUUGUUGAUCAAUAAUGGGAUACCUCAGAAUCAUCAGUUGUGUAACGUAUUUAUGAUAUUAUGUAUGAAGUAAACAAUGUUUUUUAUGUGAACUGCGAAGGAUGGGGAGAAUUAAUAUACUACGGGACAAUUUUGUCUUCUUAUUUCUCGUUAUAUCAAAUACUUGAACAUACUUGGACUUUAUUCAAGUACUCGGUUAAGUUGUAUUUCGUUUUAUUUUAUCAAUGUCACCAGAGAUCUUUAACAGUAAUCAAAUGUAAUACGAAUUAAAUCAAUAGGAAAGUUAUGGAUGUGAAUUAUGUUUGAGAAUAUAU
Molecule: messenger RNA, 2585 nt
Organism: Macrobrachium nipponense
Lineage: Eukaryota; Metazoa; Arthropoda; Malacostraca; Decapoda; Palaemonidae
Product: galactosylceramide sulfotransferase-like
Exons: 11
Coding region: 654-2159 (501 amino acids)
Biological process (GO): glycolipid biosynthetic process
Cellular component (GO): membrane
Molecular function (GO): galactosylceramide sulfotransferase activity
Source: RefSeq, a predicted model, not a curated record